This is a messenger RNA of Pichia membranifaciens NRRL Y-2026, 465 nucleotides long. RefSeq lists its product as hypothetical. NCBI's taxonomy places the organism in Eukaryota, Fungi, Ascomycota, Pichiomycetes, Pichiales, Pichiaceae. The coding region runs from base 1 to 465 and encodes 154 amino acids. The transcript has a single exon. The record is from RefSeq and is a predicted model, not a curated record.
AUGCAACCAUUCAUACACGAAGCUGGUAAUUCUCAUGCCAUGGAAAUGGCUAAAAAGGCCCAAGAGACAGGAAUCACCACAAUGUUCAACGAUGACCCUAAAGUUUCCGUUGACACAUUUGAUUUCUACAAAAAGUAUACAUUUUUUCAUCCAGAGUCCAAUGAAGAGGACGCAAAGGCAUUUGCUACAUUGGUGAGAGAGUGUGUUCAUUUCGAAGUAGAAACUGUUGCCAGCAUGCUCACUUUCGGCCUUGACCUCAACCUUGUUUAUCCUCAGGUAACUCUUUCGUAUAUGUUCAGGAGUUGCAGAGCCUUGCUCAAAGAUAGAUAUGCAGAUAAGGGUGCCGACGAAGCACUCGCCGAACAGUUUGCGAGAGAUCUUGUGCAGAACGUAUAUUCCUUCAUUCAGGGCAAGCUUGAUCUCCCAACAAUGAAAUGGGAAGGAGUCUCGGCCAACCUUUUAUAG